UAUUGGUCUUGUUCUUUUAGUGUUUUAUAACAAAAAGCCAAUUUUGUUAUGAUCACAUAUUGUUCAAGUGAUAAAUAAUACGUGCAUAAUAUCAUUGUUUUCUCUUUCCCUCACCAUUGUUAAUUACACAGUCAAUUACCGGAGUAUUUUCCAGCCACCGGACGGCGAUCGGUUCCCGUGGUUUUGUUGGGUAACAAAAUUAAGUUCUAGGGGUUCUGAUAUUGCUGCAUAUGGCGAGAAAAGCUCUUGGUGCUUUAAAAGACUCCACCAUGGUUGGGAUGGCCAAGGUUAACAGCGAGUACAAGAAACUAGAUGUUGCUAUACUUAAAGCCACAAACCAUGUCGAACUACUGCCAAAGGAGAAGCAUCUACGAACUAUUUUCAAUGCAGUUUCAAGCAACAGGCCUCGAGCAGAUAUUUGCUAUUGCUUACAUACUCUUUCCAAGAGGCUCACCAAAACGCGUACUUGGCAAGUUGCACUAAAAGCGUUAAUUGUUAUUCAUCGUGCUAUGAGGGAAGUCGAUGUUUCAUUUCUUCAAGAGCUUGUUAAUUAUACUGCUCAUAGAGGCCAUUUGUUAAACCUAACACAUUUCAAGGAUGAUAUGAGCACCAAUGCAUGGGACUAUUCGACUUGGAUUCGUUCUUAUGCUUUAUACCUGGAAGAAUACCUUGAAUGCUUCUGCAUUAUGAGAUAUGAUUUUCAGAGAGAACGGAAGAGAAUAAAGGAGCUAAACACCCCAACCUUGAUACAGACAAUACCUGCUUUACAACAACUGCUCUCUCGUCUUCUUGAUUGCCAGCCAGUGGGAGCAGCUCAAAAUAAUUUCUUGAUUCAGCAUGCCCUUUCAAUUGUUGCAGCAGAAAGUGCGAGUCUAUAUGUAGCAAUUGCUGAUGGGAUGCUUAACCUGGUGGACAAGUUUUUUGAGAUGCAACGUCAUGAUGCAGUCAGAGCACUUGAAAUUUAUCGAAGGGCAGGAGACCAGGCAGUAAAGUUGUCUGAGUUCUUCGAGAUAUGCAGGAACCUUGACUUUGGACGAGGGCAGAAAUAUGUUAAAAUUGAAAAGCCGCCUGAAUCAUUUAUAACAGCAAUGGAAGAGUACUUGAUGGAUGCACCAAAACCUCUAAUGAUUACAUGGAGACCGGAUGAUGAUGACAGAAGUACCAAGGUCAUUGCUGUUCCUGAAUCCAAACAAGAGACUGAUCAAGAGCAAGAAACUGAAGUACAAACGAAAGAAGAGAGUAACACCAAGACUCCAACCCCACCCCUCAUUCCUGACCUUUUAUCUUUUGAUGACCCAAGUGAAGAAUCAGCUGCUUUGGAAGAUAACAACAACCUAGCUUUAGUUAUUAGUACACCUGAGGAGUUGUCAAAUUCUUUGAACAGUUCAGACCAAUGUAGUGAACCAACAGGUUGGGAAUUGGAACUCGUUACAGCGUCAACUUCUAACCAGGGGCCGUCCACAUAUAAUAAGCUGAUACAAGGGGGUGUACUAGAUAGAUCAAAGUUGGAUAAUUUGUAUGAUACAGCAUUGGCAAGACAGAAUAUAAAUGACCCUUACAAUAGGGAAGUUUCAUCUAAUCCGUUUGAGGUAGCCGAUAAUUCCCAGGAUGCAUUUUAUAGUUCAAGCAACUCUGGAACAAGUGAUGCACAAAAGGCUGCUAUGGCUCAAUACCAUGACUAUAUGGUUUUAAUGCAACAACAGAUGGCCAAUAUGUCUCAAUUACAAGAACCAUUCAUGGGACAACAACAAAUUUGUGGAAUUCCUGGACAACAUGAAGCCUUAAUGCAGCAGCAAAUGGCCGCUAUCGUUUCUCUACAACAGCAAAAUGCUGUUAUAACUCAACAAGAGGAAGUCAUUAUGCAACAACAAAAUGGUGGAAAGAAUCAACAACAAGAAACACAGAUGCAAGAAAACAUAGAAGGACCAGCAUCGGUUACUGAUGCAAAUCCAUUUGGGAAUCCUUUCACCGAUAUUACAACUUAUAAUCCAUCUCAGGAUCAGGCUCAUGUAUCUCAAAAUCAAAACUCACAGGCUAGCUUAAUAUAAAAUCAUUUUUCAAAAACAAAGGAUGGUAUUGAGGGAUAAGUAUUCUUUCUGUUAUGCCUUCCGAGUGGCAACCAUUACCAUUAACUACAAUCUACGUAUGAUGCUAAAAAGAAAAGAUUGGGUUUUUAGAAAGAUGUAAUGUAAUAGCUUCUCUCUAACAUAAACUUCUUUGUUCUU
Nicotiana attenuata is the source of this 2225-nucleotide messenger RNA. RefSeq names its product putative clathrin assembly protein At5g35200. The coding region runs from base 231 to 2048 and encodes 605 amino acids. The transcript has 16 exons. Gene Ontology annotation, cellular component: clathrin-coated pit; clathrin-coated vesicle. Gene Ontology annotation, molecular function: clathrin heavy chain binding; phosphatidylinositol-4,5-bisphosphate binding; 1-phosphatidylinositol binding. The record is from RefSeq and is a predicted model, not a curated record. NCBI's taxonomy places the organism in Eukaryota, Viridiplantae, Streptophyta, Magnoliopsida, Solanales, Solanaceae. Gene Ontology annotation, biological process: vesicle budding from membrane; clathrin-dependent endocytosis; clathrin coat assembly.